AUGGACGGAAAACAAUACACGUUUAACGGAUUAGGAGAAUACCAACUACUCAAUUUACAAAAUAAUUAUGUUGACGUACAGGCUAGAACAUCUCAAGCUCUUAUUAAUGGUACACGUUCAGCUAAAGCUACCGUAUUUUCGGCUUUUGCUGCUAAGCAGAAUAAUUCAGAUGUUAUCCAAGCAACACUCAAUGAUCAAAAUAACGGCCUAGAUAUUCUCGUCAAUGGCAACAUACCUUUAACAUUAAACGAUUUAAGUCAAAAUGAAACUCGUGAAUAUAAUAACGUCGACUUAGCCCUAUCUCAAAAUGGAUCGUUAGUUGUUGCGUUUUCAUCGGGUACCAGCUUAGAAGUCACUGUCUUACCUGGUCUAAUCAGUAUAGCAGUCAACGCUCCAGCUUCUUUGCAAGGUAAUUCUAAGGGUUUGCUUGGUGUAUGGAACGGCAAUAUGAACGAUGAUUUUACACGUCCCGAUGGCAGUAAGAUUUUAAUUAAUGCUACUGAAUUCGAAAUUUAUUAUGAUUUCGGAGAGAAAUGGAAAAUUAAUGAAACUCAAUCAUUAUUCACUUAUCCUCCUGGAACAACAUAUCAAAACUUCACGGAUCCCGACUUUCUACCGCUAUUUUCGGAUAAUAUUACUGCCUUAUUCGGUGGCGAUAAUGACUUAUAUCAACAAGCAUUAAGUUCAUGUGGUAACAAUAUCCCAUGCUUGUAUGAUGCUAGUCAAACUCUAAAUGUAGAAUUAGCUGUACAAGGUAAAGAUACAGCUGACGGCUACCAAGAAGCGGAAAAUCAAGCAGAAAAUUUCCCACCUGUUAUUACUGGACCUACUACACUAAAUGUUACCUUUGGAGAAGUCUACACUACAGCAUUAAGCGUGUCUGAUCCUAAUACUGGCGAUACUGUGACUGUUACUGCAGAUAGCGUUCCUCCAGGUGCAUCAUUUAAUCCUACAAGUUAUCAAUUUACUUGGAAUGUUAGUACUUACACCAAUAUUAGCAUCCAAAUCGUGGCCAAAGAUUCUAAGAACGCAGCCAGUAUCUACAGUCCUGCACAAAUUAUCAUGUGCUAUUGCGCUAACGGUGGAACUUGCGACUACACUGGAGAAACCAUAGAAGAUGGUAGCGUAUCUCAGGUCCCAUGUAUUUGUUCGGAUGGAUGGACCGGAGAUCAUUGCACUUUCGACUUUGAUAGCUGUGCUAAUUUCCCAUGUUACGAGAAUGUAACUUGUACAGAUAAUGUAGCUCCAUUAACCGGUUAUACAUGCGGCAGUUGCCCACAAGGUUAUACAGGAGAUGGUAUAUUGUGCUCUGAUUUCGAUGAAUGCGCUAGUUCAGCCACAAACAGCUGUCAACAAGUCUGUGUCAACACCAUCGGAGGCUAUACCUGCGAUUGUCAAUCUGGUUAUCAAUUAAACGCUGAUGGAAAGACUUGCUUAGAUGCUGAUGAGUGCUUCAAGAACUCACAGAUAUGUGGCCAAAUCUGUACCAAUACCAAUGGCAGUUAUAUCUGCUCUUGUCAUUCUGGAUUUAACCUCAACAGCGAUAAUAAAAGUUGCAUAGCGGCCACCACAUGUAGUAGCAAUAAUAAUUGUUCUGAGUCUUGUACUCUUAUCAACGGCAAAGAUCAAUGUGCAUGUAAGAAUGGAUAUAUAUUGCAGCCCGAUGGCGUUAGUUGCAAAGAUCGGGAUGAAUGUGCAGAUAAGAUAGAUACAUGUCAAAUGUUAUGUAAUAAUACUAUCGGCGGAUAUCAAUGCAGCUGCUCAAGCGGAUAUUCACUUAACGUAGACGGAAAAACAUGCUCUGAUAUAAAUGAAUGUAGUACAUUCAAUGCUUGUCAUUCCAACGCCAACUGUCAAAAUACACCUGGAUCUUAUACAUGUUCAUGUAAUUCAGGUUAUACAGGAAAUGGCAAGACUUGUACCGCUCCGAAAAUAGCUUAUGAAGAUCACGAUAGGCAAGAGCUUUUAAACCUCAUGUUGUCGCUAUUUCAUUCUAGUAUAGCAUUGGUCAAUAUGUCUGAGAAUAAUAGCUAA
Trichoplax adhaerens is the source of this 2034-nucleotide messenger RNA. RefSeq lists its product as uncharacterized. Gene Ontology annotation, molecular function: calcium ion binding. Gene Ontology annotation, cellular component: membrane. The coding region runs from base 1 to 2034 and encodes 677 amino acids. The transcript is spliced from 10 exons. The record is from RefSeq and is a predicted model, not a curated record. NCBI's taxonomy places the organism in Eukaryota, Metazoa, Placozoa, Uniplacotomia, Trichoplacea, Trichoplacidae.